AUAAAAUGCAGAAAAAUUAAUUUUUAUUGAAAUCACAAGGGAAAGGAGCUAAAAAAAGAUGUCUGACGAGGAAUAUGAGAGAUUUGAGAUCACCGACUACGAUUUGGACAACGAAUUUAACCCAAAUCGCAAUCGCAGGAGACCAACAAAGAACCAAGCGAUUUACGGUAUUUGGGCUGAUAAUUCUGGCGAUUCCGAUGAUUCUGGACCUGAAUUGGGCGGGCGUCGUAAAAAAGGCUUCAAAGAUUAUUCAAAACCUUUGAAUUUCGUCGCCGGAGGGGUUCAACAAGCCGGAAAAAAGCCUCCGUCACUCGUGCCGAACCAAAUAAAAGGCAAAAAAGACGAUGAAAGCGGAGAUGAGGACGAUGGCGAAGAAGAACGUGAACAAGCAACGAGCGAAUCUGAACAAGAGGAAAUGACGAUGAACCAUAUGGCGGGUUUUCGUACGCGAAACUUCCGCCCGAGCAACAUGCCCAAAGGAAUGGGCGACUGGGAGGCCCAUACGAAAGGCAUUGGCAGCAAAUUGUUGCAAAAAAUGGGUUACGAGCCGGGAAAAGGUCUCGGAAAAGAGUUGCAAGGCAUAAAUGCGCCCGUUCAAGCUUUCUUACGUAAAGGUCGAGGCGCCAUCGGAGCUUAUGGGCCGGAAAAAGCAGCUCGAAUCGCCGAUCAAAAGCAAGUUGGCAAGAAAAAACUUGACGACGAUGAAAAGGAAGCACUUGAAUUCAAGGAAAAAAUGUCACAAUGGAAAGGCAAGGGUAACGACAAGAAACGCAAAGUACGUUAUGUCUACAGAACCGUCGAAGAAGUCAUCGCCAAGGGUCAAAAAUCGAGUUACGGCAUUCUGGAUCAAAAAAUGUCGAAAGUAACGGUAAUUGACAUGACGGGACCCGAAAAAAGAGUUUUAUCCGGGUAUCAUGCGCUUGGACAGGCAAAACACGAAGACGAUAUCGAGCGAAAGGAAACGCAAAAUUUCGCCUUGCCCGAGCUGAUGCACAAUUUGAACUUGUUGGUAGACAUGAGUGAACAGGAAAUUAUCGCACACGAUCGACGACAACGCGCUGCCGAGACACGAAUCGCCGAACUGGAACAAGAAAAGGAAAAUUUACACAAAAUUGUCGAGUUAGAGAAAGAUUACCUCACAACACUCGAGUCUGCGUUGGAAUUAGUCGAAAAAAUUGUCAAACCAACGGAUGAUUUGACACUCGAAGAUGCGGAAAAAGUGUUUAUUCAACUAAAAGUCAACUACCCCACGGAAUAUAAGGAGUUUCAAUUGCAAGAUUUGGUGCCAGGUGUCAUCGCGCCUCUCGUAAAUGCGUCGUUGCGACAUUGGGAACCUUUUGAAAAUCCAACCGAACCAAUUUCGUUGAUCAAAAAGUGGAUGUCUUUGUUAGAUAUCAAGCCGCAUGACUCAAAAGACAUCUUCGAUCCGUAUUCCGUACUUAUUUGGUCCGGCAUUAUCCCGAGAAUUCGUGCUGCUUCGGCUAAUUGGAAUCCCCGACAACCGCAUGAGAUGGCGUCGUUACUUGAUGCUUGGGCGCCCCUGUUGCCCGAAUGGAUUCUCGACAACAUUCUCGAUCAAAUGGUUUUGGCGAAACUCACGUUCAGCGUAAACGAUUGGAAUCCGUUGACGGAUCACGUGCCAAUUCACACGUGGAUUCAUCCGUGGGUUCAAUUGUUGGGCACGAAAAUGCAAACGACCGUUUAUCCGGUGAUUCGUGACAAAUUAUCGAAAGCUCUCAAGGCAUGGUCGCCCGAAGAUCGAUCCGCUCGUUUAAUGAUCAACCCGUGGAAAGGCGUUUUCGCAGCUGACGACAUGGAAGUCUUUCUCGCCAAAAAUAUCGUCCCAAAGCUGGAGCUGCGACUUCGUGAGUUGCAAAUUAAUCCGCUUCAACAGGAAAUUGAAAUUUUCAAUCAAGUUUGGGAAUGGCAUGAAAUCCUCUCGUUACAAGUGAUGGUCCAUUUAUUCGAUCGGAACUUUUUCCCCAACUGGAUGCAAAUUCUCGUUGUUUGGCUCAACCAAAAUCCCAACUUUAAUGAAGUGUCGCGAUGGUAUCAAGGAUGGAAAUCGCAAUUUAAUGACGCCUUUCUGCAACAUCCGCAAGUUAAGGAUCAUUUUCGACGUGCACUUGAACUUAUGUCACGUGCAUGUGGCGUCACAGCUCCGGAUACAGAUAACGUUCCAACGCCACCGCCCGCCCCAAUUAUCGGCGAUAGUUUACCAUCACUCAUGGAUAUUCGGGUGGGAGCGCCGCCUCAGCUGGAAUUCAAGGAAAUUGUGUCGCAACGAUGCGCGGAACGGGGAAUUAUUUUUGCGCCGAUGCCCGGCAGGAGGGAAAAUGGGAAGCAAGUUUAUCGUGUCGGGAAGUUGUUUUGCUAUAUCGACAGGUCUGUGUGCGUUGUUAGUCAGGACGGAGGAAAUCAGUGGAAUCCGAUGUCGGUGCAACAGAUGAUGGAAAUUGCGUAGAAAAUAUUUUAAUUGUAAAAAAAAGAUAUUUAAUGAAGAAAUUUUUAACUCA
This is a messenger RNA of Culicoides brevitarsis, 2516 nucleotides long. Its product is annotated as septin-interacting protein 1-like. Lineage: Eukaryota; Metazoa; Arthropoda; Insecta; Diptera; Ceratopogonidae. Gene Ontology annotation, cellular component: U2-type post-mRNA release spliceosomal complex. Gene Ontology annotation, biological process: spliceosomal complex disassembly. Gene Ontology annotation, molecular function: nucleic acid binding. The record is from RefSeq and is a predicted model, not a curated record. The coding region runs from base 59 to 2464 and encodes 801 amino acids. The transcript has 2 exons.